AUGUCUGGAAGAGGUAAAGGCGGUAAAGGACUCGGGAAAGGAGGUGCCAAGCGUCACCGCAAAGUGUUGCGUGAUAACAUCCAGGGAAUCACCAAACCCGCAAUCCGUCGUCUCGCUCGCCGUGGCGGUGUCAAGCGUAUCUCCGGUCUGAUCUACGAGGAGACUCGCGGUGUGUUGAAGGUGUUUCUGGAGAACGUUAUCCGUGAUGCCGUCACCUACACUGAACACGCCAAGAGAAAGACCGUCACUGCCAUGGACGUUGUGUACGCGCUGAAACGACAGGGACGAACUCUGUACGGAUUCGGAGGAUAAACGACUUUAUUCAGGAGAAAUCAGACCAACCCAACGGCUCUUUUAAGAGCCACACACAAUCUCAGACAAAGAGUUGAUUUUCUAGAGUAGUUAUUCGAUUAAUAACUAUGUAUUAAAAUCAUUAUGAAUUUAAUCUUUGAAGAUCUGUACGGAUUUUUUGUAUCCGCAGCAGUACAUAAAUAAAAUAAUCGUCUUUCAUUGAAUAAACAUGGAUUUUUAAGUGUUUUGUUCAAUAUAUAUUCAAACACGUACAGAAUUACAGAUGACGUUUCCGUCAUAUUACAGUCCAGAUUUACUUGCGCAGUUCUAAACGCAGAACAAUUGAAAGAGAAAUACGUCUUUGAUAAUAAUAUGGAAUAUGCAAAAUAUCUACUUCUCAGAAAAGCAUUGUUGGAGAAAUAACUCAGAAAAAAGCUCUUUACUAACAUUUAUUUCUUGAGAAACUUAUUUUCUUUUUCAUAUUACAUUAUUUUACUAGAAAAAAUGAGCGGGAGAACUAAACAAAGGAAAUGUAAUCGUGUGGGGGGUGGAAACUUUCUAACAUGAGGCGAGAGGAGGGACUUUCAUUUGGAAGUCUUUGAUUGGCUCUUUCCGGUCCGUCAAACUUACAACUGUCCAAUGAAAUCAUUGAAUGUGUUUGACCAAUGAAAAUACGCCAUCAGUGGCGCGCGUCAUCUCCUCACAGAAUUAGCAUAGAGGAGGGAAUAAAUACUUCUGUGAGCUGAAUAAGAAUCAUUGUUCUGAGUUUGUUCUUCAGAUCAUCAUGCCUGAACCAGCCAAAUCCGCCCCGAAGAAGGGAUCCAAGAAGGCCGUCACAAAGACCGCCGGUUAGGGAGGAAAGAAGCGCAGAAAGUCCAGGAAGGAGAGUUACGCUAUCUACGUGUAUAAAGUCCUGAAACAGGUUCAUCCUGACACCGGGAUCUCUUCCAAGGCGAUGGG
This is a messenger RNA of Xyrauchen texanus (razorback sucker), 1251 nucleotides long. Its product is annotated as histone H4. The coding region runs from base 1 to 312 and encodes 103 amino acids. NCBI's taxonomy places the organism in Eukaryota, Metazoa, Chordata, Actinopteri, Cypriniformes, Catostomidae. Gene Ontology annotation, molecular function: structural constituent of chromatin; DNA binding; protein heterodimerization activity. The record is from RefSeq and is a predicted model, not a curated record. Gene Ontology annotation, biological process: nucleosome assembly. Gene Ontology annotation, cellular component: nucleosome. The transcript has a single exon.